This is a messenger RNA of Myotis davidii, 3386 nucleotides long. It is a transcript of the gene FZD6, whose product is annotated as frizzled class receptor 6. The transcript is spliced from 6 exons. Bases 158 to 2293 code for a protein of 711 amino acids. The record is from RefSeq and is a predicted model, not a curated record. NCBI's taxonomy places the organism in Eukaryota, Metazoa, Chordata, Mammalia, Chiroptera, Vespertilionidae. Gene Ontology annotation, molecular function: Wnt receptor activity; Wnt-protein binding. Gene Ontology annotation, cellular component: plasma membrane. Gene Ontology annotation, biological process: non-canonical Wnt signaling pathway; canonical Wnt signaling pathway.
AGUAAUUGACUCGGAACCCAUUUCCCGGAGAGGAGCUGCGUUCAACAUGGUCAAAUAAUGAAGUGAGGCAUUUGAACGCUUUAUCUUCGGACGGAAAUCGGAGCGUGAGAAGAGCGAUGAGCCCACGCCAGGCGGCGGAAGCGGGGAUCUGAAGAGGAUGGGAAUGUGGACGAUGCUGUGGCUCUGCGUUUUCCUGCCCCUCGUGAGAGGGCACAGCCUCUUCACCUGCGAGCCAGUGACGGUGCCCAGGUGCACGAAGAUGGCCUACAACAUGACGUUUUUCCCCAAUCUGAUGGGCCAUUACGAUCAGAGCACUGCCGCUGUGAAAAUGGAGCACUUUCUUCCUCUUGCAAAUCUGAAUUGUUCACCAAAUGUUGAAACUUUCCUUUGCAAAGCUUUUGUACCAACCUGCACAGACCAAAUUCAUGUGGAUCCACCUUGUCGUAAAUUUUGUGAAAAAGUAUAUUCUGAUUGUAAAAACUUAAUUGACACUUUUGGGAUCCAGUGGCCUGAGGAACUUAAAUGUGACAGAUUACAGUAUUGUGAUGAGACUUUUCCUGUAACACUUGAUCCACACACAGAGAUUCUUGGUCGUCAGAAGAAAACAGAACAAGUCCAAAGAGACAUUGGAAUAUGGUGUCCAAGGCAUCUUAAGACUUCUGGGGGACAAGGCUAUAAAUUCCUAGGAAUUGACCAGUGUGCACCUCCGUGCCCCAACAUGUAUUUUAAAAAUGAAGAGCUAGAGUUUGCAAAAAGCUUUAUUGGAAUAGUUUCAAUAUUUUGUCUGUGUGCAACUCUGUUCACAUUCCUUACUUUUUUAAUUGAUGUUAAAAGAUUCAGAUACCCAGAGAGACCAAUUAUAUAUUACUCUGUCUGUUACAGCAUUGUGUCUCUCAUGUAUUUUAUUGGCUUCUUGCUAGGCAAUAGCACAGCCUGCAAUAAAGCAGAUGAGAAGCUAGAAGUUGGUGAGACGGUAGUUCUAGGCUCUCAAAAUAAGGCUUGCACCAUUGUGUUUAUGUUUUUGUAUUUUUUCACAAUGGCCGGCACUGUGUGGUGGGUGAUUCUUACCAUUACUUGGUUCUUAGCUGCAGGAAGAAAAUGGAGUUGUGAAGCCAUUGAACAAAAAGCAGUGUGGUUCCAUGCCGUUGCCUGGGGAACACCAGGUUUUCUGACUGUUAUGCUUCUUGCAAUGAAUAAGGUUGAGGGAGACAACAUUAGUGGAGUUUGCUUUGUUGGCCUUUAUGACCUGGAUGCUUCUCGCUACUUCGUACUCUUGCCGCUGUGUCUUUGUGUGUUUGUCGGGCUGUCUCUUCUUUUAGCUGGGAUCAUUUCCUUAAAUCACGUUCGCCAAGUGAUACAGCACGAUGGCCGUAACCAAGAAAAACUAAAGAAAUUUAUGAUUCGAAUUGGAGUCUUCAGUGGCCUGUACCUCGUGCCAUUAGUGACACUGCUUGGAUGUUACGUCUAUGAGCAAGUGAACAGGAUUACCUGGGAGAUAACUUGGGUCUCUGACCAUUGUCGUCAGUACCAUAUCCCAUGUCCUUACCAGGCAAAAGCAGAAACUCGACCAGAAUUGGCUUUAUUUAUGAUAAAAUACCUGAUGACAUUAAUUGUUGGCAUCUCUGCCGUCUUCUGGGUUGGAAGCAAAAAGACAUGCACAGAAUGGGCUGGGUUUUUUAAACGUAAUCGCAAGAGAGAUCCAAUCAGUGAAAGUCGAAGAGUACUGCAGGAGUCAUGUGAGUUUUUCUUAAAGCACAAUUCUAAAGUUAAACACAAAAAGCACUACAAACCAAGUUCUCAUAAGCUGAAGGUCAUUUCCAAAUCCAUGGGAACCAGCACAGGAACUUCAGCAAAUCAUGGCACUUCUGCAGUGGCCAUCGCUAACCACGAUUACUUAGGACAAGAAACUCUGACAGAAAUUCAAACCUCUCCAGAAACAUCAGUGAGGGAAGUGAGAGAAGACGGAGUGAACACCCCCAAACCAAGAGAACAGGACUGUGGGGAACCUGCCUCCCCAGCCGUAUCCAGCUCCAAACUCUGUGGGGAACAGGCUGACAGGAAAGGCCGGGCAGGCAACGGGAACGACAAGAGCAGUGUCUCUGAAAGUGCACAGAGUGAAGGAAGGGUGGCUCCAAAAACUGAUGUUACUGAAACUGGCCUGGCGCAGAGCAACAGCUUGCAGGUUCCCUGUCCUUCAGAGCCAAGCAGCCUGAAAGGCUCCACAUCACUGCUCAGUCACUCGGCUUCAGGAGUUAGAAAAGAGCAGGGCGCUGGCAGUCACUCAGAUACUUGAAAACCAGGUUCUCCCGUCACUUAGAAGCGUAAGUGUGUCACACUGGAGGCGGCCAGUGCACCGUCACAUAAGAACCACUAUUACAGUCUUCUUUUGUACUUAAAGUUGCAUUGCCUGGUGUUACACUGGAAACAAGAAAUGCUGGGAAUAAUAUGAUUCAUUUCUCAUAGAGGUUAAUGACAACAAUAUCUGGAAAACAGAAAAGUGCAGGUUAAUAAUAUUUUUUAAAUUGUGUGGGAGGAGGGAGUUAGAGGAAUCUUCCUUUUUUUAUUUAUGAAGAUUCUGCUCUUGUUAAAAGUAUUUUAAGGUGUACAAUGCUAUUUUACUUUUAUGAUAUAAAAUCAAGAUUUUUCUUUGCUGAAGUAUUUAAAACUUAUCUUUACAUCGUUUUUAUAUAUUUGAAAAUAAGUUUAUAUGUAUUUGAACUUUUUUAAGAUAUCCUGGAAAAUCUACUCAAAUAUUUUAUUAUGUUAUCUGAUAUCUUAUUUUCAUACUACUUUGGUAGCUUUUACACUGAAUUGCUAAGAAAAUUGAAAAAUAGUAUUCUUUUGUAGUAUAUAAAGAGUUGGCACACCAGAGGUGUCACAAUGGGAAUUCAACUAAAAAAUCCACUUACCGUCUUCAGUAUGUGAAUUUCACGUCUCAUUGUUUUAGUAGUGUCACAGCUCUGUUACACAACUGAAAUAAGGUGCUCAUUGCAAGAGUGAUUAAUGUUGUUUAUAUUACGUUGCUUGCUGAUCCUUCUGCAUUUUAAAAAUAAAAUGUCCUGCAGGAUUAGUAGAUGGGCUGUUACUCUUCUAUAAAUUAAGCCAAGUGCAAUUGAUUUUCUUUUUUUAAUGUUUCAUGCCCACCCAGGAUUGUGUUGUUAUGACCACUACAGUUGCUUAUACUUUUGUCUUUUAACAUUUAGAAUACUACAAAAUGUUUGUAUUUGUGCAGUAUCUUUUUCAGAUAUUAUGUAGAAUUCGUUUCUGUAGCUAAAUGGGAUUUUGCUGAACAUGAAAAAAGUGUGUUAGCAAUAUUAGUGCCAAUCAAAUGGAAAAAAAUGUAGUCCUGAUAAAAUAAAUUAAAUUUCAUAUAAUAUACUUUAAAA